AUGGCCGCCGCCCGCGCCCAACAUGGCCGCCGCCGCCUCAGGGCCCGCCCCGCGCGCAUGCGCCGUGCGAUGCUGAGGGCGCUGCUCCGGGAGCCGCCGCCAUGGCGGCCCCGCCGCCCCCCGCCCGCCCUCAAGGCCCCGGCCCGCACCGCCCCGCGGCUUCUCCGCGCUCCUGCCCGCCCGCUCUGCGCCAUCCAGGGACAGCUCCGGGGCCCGGCCCGCCCGCUCUGCACCGCCCCGGCACCGCCGCCGGCCACGCGUUAUCAGCUGGUGUACACCUGCAAGGUGUGCCAGACGCGCUCGGCCAAAUCCAUCUCUAAGGCCGCCUACCACCGAGGGGUGGUGAUCGUGACAUGUCCCGGCUGCGGGAACCACCACGUCAUCGCCGAUAACCUGGGCUGGUUCUCCGACCUGCAGGGAAAGAGGAACAUCGAGGAGAUCCUGGCAGCCAAAGGGGAGAAGGUGAGACGUGUGACUGGCGAGGAAGCCCUGGAACUGCUGCUGGAAAGCUCGGCAGAGCCCGAGCCCCAAGCUCAGCUGGCAGAGGGGGACGGUGGGGAAACCUCCCCAGAUCCUGGCAGCAAGGGACAGACCUGACACGAGGGAUUGUGGCCUCUGGGACACACCUGACACGAGGGAUUGUGGCCUCUGGGACACACCUGACAGAUGGAUUGUGGCCUCUGGGACACACCUGCCACGUGGGAUUUGGGUCAUUCUGCUUGUGACAAGAGACUCUUCACCUUCAUUCCCUGACUUCAACUGUGUUUUUAAAAUAAACUCGGGUGUUGGGUUUUC
Catharus ustulatus (Swainson's thrush) is the source of this 795-nucleotide messenger RNA. It is a transcript of the gene DNLZ, whose product is annotated as DNL-type zinc finger. Gene Ontology annotation, cellular component: mitochondrion. Gene Ontology annotation, biological process: protein stabilization; protein import into mitochondrial matrix; protein folding. NCBI's taxonomy places the organism in Eukaryota, Metazoa, Chordata, Aves, Passeriformes, Turdidae. Gene Ontology annotation, molecular function: protein-folding chaperone binding; zinc ion binding. The record is from RefSeq and is a predicted model, not a curated record.